Messenger RNA from Gracilinanus agilis (Agile Gracile Mouse Opossum), 2902 nucleotides. It is a transcript of the gene CCDC30, whose product is annotated as coiled-coil domain containing 30. The transcript is spliced from 21 exons. The record is from RefSeq and is a predicted model, not a curated record. The coding region runs from base 59 to 2854 and encodes 931 amino acids. NCBI's taxonomy places the organism in Eukaryota, Metazoa, Chordata, Mammalia, Didelphimorphia, Didelphidae.
UCUCUCUAUUACUCUGCACUAUAACGGUGAUGCUGUGUUGGGUAAACUAGAAACUAAAAUGGAGAAGUCCAUGUUGGAAAAUGUUCGGUUAGAAGACAUACUUCAUUAUCUUGAGAGAGAAGGAAUUGAUUCCCUUGCUACCACAGAAGAACAGCUUUGUUAUGUCUGGUGUUUAUUCCAACAUAGCGAGGAUAGACUGAGAACUGCUUCUAGAGACCUGGAAGAACUCAGGGUAAAACACAUAGAAGAAAUGAAAGAAGUGGAAAAUUAUGUGAAUCAUGUCCGUCAUUUAACAGAAGAAAGAGAAGCCUUAAAUCAUGAUUUUGAAAAAGAAAGUGAACAACUUCAACUUGAAUUUAAAGAACUGCAGCUCCAACAGGAGGUCCAGCUAAAAGAGAUUGAAGAAAUGUUGGAUCAGGAGGGCUUAUCAGAAAUUGCUCAGAGCAGUCCUAGUGAACAGAUUGCUUAUUUAUUGGUAGAGAGAACAACCCUUUUGGAGAAGCUGGAACUGGCUGAUCCCAAGUUAAAUUCAUAUAACUCUGUGGGUAAUGGCCUUCAGGAAAUUCAUCUUAAGACAUUAGAAGAUGAUCUUCAAAAACAACAGGAAUAUUUGCAGUGGCCAAAAGAAACCCCAAACAAGUUAAAUAAGUUAUAUUUCUUUUUUCUUUUAGAGCUUGCCUUGGAAUCAGCCCAAUUAGAAAUUGAGGAGCUAAAAGAAAAUUUGAAUAAAAUUAAAGAAAAUGAGUCAACUGACCUUCAAGAAACAAAGCAACACACUCAUAGACUGGACAGAGAAAUUCUGGCAUUAAAAAAUCAUGUCCAUUCACUUGACUUGGAAAGAAAAAUGUGUGGGGAACCGGAUAAAAAGAAAGAAAUUAUGCCUGAAGAUAAUUAUGAAACAGAAAGAAAUAAAAAAAGUGAUGAGACAUUCCAUAAAAGAUCUAAAAAGAUGAUUGAAGACCAAAAGUGCAAGCAUACAGACCUUCUCCACAAAUUCCAGAAGUUUGAGCAUGAACAUGAAUAUUUAGUGGAACGGAAUGAAGAAUUAGAACUUUUUCUGGGAGAGAUUCGAAAUCAAACCAAGGAAGAGAGAAAACAUUUCGAAUAUCAUAUUGAAAAACUACAAAGGAAAAUCUCCAGCUUAGAAACUGAGUUAUCCAAGAUACAAGAAAGCAAAAAAGAAACCGUUAUGAAAAGUCAAGAAACUGUUACAAAAGCAGAAGACUUACAAGAGGUACUGAUAAUGAACCAAGAAGAAAUCGAAAUACUCAAAAGUAAAUUAUCAGAAGAAAAAGCAUGGAGAAAACAAUUGGCAUCUGAUCUUAAAAAGGCACAGAAGGUUUUGCAGGCUGAAAGUCAGAAUUCAACAGAGAAAAGACUAAGAUACCAACAGCAAGAAGAAGAGCUGAAGAAACUUCAACAGAAUUUACAAAGAGUUCAGACUCUGUGCAGCUCAGCUGAAAGAGAACUUCAGUUUGAACGGUCAAAAAGCUUUGAUUUAAAGCAGCAGAAUAACUUACUUCAGGAAGAGAAUGUUAAGGUCAGAGCUGAAUUGAAGCAAGCCCAGAAGAAACUUCUAGACAGCACAAAUUUGUGUUCUUCUGUCACAGCAAACUGGGAAAAUAGUCAACAGAAAAUAAAAGAGCUUGAACAAGAAGUUCUUAAACAAUCCAAGAAUAUUCAAUCACAAAACACUUUAUAUGAAAAGCUUGCUCAUGAGAAAACAAGAGUAGCUUAUUCAGAGAAAAAGGUCUUGGAACUCCAGGCAAAAUUAGAAUCUGCAAAUAAGUCUUGUACAGAAGCUUGCAUUUUAAAUAAAAAGCAGCUUGAAGAAGAGUUAAGAGAAGCAAAAAAAAGUGAGGCCAAAAUAAAAAUGCAGUAUCAGGAGGAACAACAGAAGAGCAAACUACUAAAUCAAAAUGUAGAGGAACUCCAACAACACAUCGAAUACUUACAUGCAAAAGAGGCUCUUCUGGAACAAUCUAGUUGUAAGCAGCAAUUUAAGAUUCAACAACAAGAGGCUCAACUUCAUAUAUUAGAAGGUGAAAAGAAAAUAUCUGAAGAGCAAAUUAAGAACAAUCAGGAACUGUCAGAGAGGCUGUCUGCAUUACAACAAGAGAAGGACUCUUUAAGAGAUGAAUACAGGCAAUUUUUAAACCAGCUGGAUCUCCAAAUGAGGAAUUAUAAUGAGAAACACCACCAUCAUAAAGCUAAGCUUCGUAAAGCCAAGGAACGUUUAACAAAUGAAGUGGAACAACGAGAUGGGAGGAUUAAACAACUUGAAAAUGAAAUUGAGGGAAUGCAGAAACUAAUGGAAAAGGAGAAGGCAUUCCAGGAUCAAGUUACCACGCAGAAUGAAAAUCUGCUCCUUGAAAAAAGGCAACUUUUAGAGAAACUAACAGACCAAGAUGAAACUAUACAAGGCAACAAAUGGAUGAUCUCUUCAGUUCAGAAUAGAGUGAUUUUCCUGGAUGAAGAAAACAAGCUACUGCAGGAAAAUAGUCUUCGGCUUACCCAGCAGGUUGGCUUUCUAGAGCGAAUCCUUAGAAGUAUCCAGAUUCGGAGAGGAGAGGAGACGACAAUAAGUGAGGUGUCUGAAAAUGAGCUACUGAAUAAGAAGCUGGCUUUUCUAAACCCAAGUUUUUCAGCUAUAGAUGUGGCAAAAUCAGAUGAAAAUCUUAAAGUAGCUGAAGAACAGAAAUCACAAGAACUCAUUGGAAGCCCCAAGUCUUCUCAUUCUUUUUCACAUUUACAACCUCCUGAAGUAGACAGCUUAAAUAUGGCUCUGUUAGGAAGCGAACCGAACAACAAUGUCCAAGAUCAGAGUCAGAAGAAUGGACCUGAUGACAUCUAACAGGGGCACAGGGAAAACUCUAGAAGGAAACCUGGAAAAAGAGAAGGA